UUCACAUGGUGGCAAUUAAUGCCCUAAAUAUUUAUAGCUGAAUAGGGAAUUUCUCACCCAUCCAGAAACCCUAAUUGGCAAUAACAGCAGCAGUGAAAAAGGUUUGAAGACUGUGAGUGUGCGUCUCAGGGAAGAAGACGAAGAAGAAGGAGAAGAGAGGCCAUGAAAGCUUGGAGGCAUUUAGGGUUGGUGGAGACCAUCUAUGAGGAAGAACAUGAAGAUUCUUCCACCUCUACCCCUUCGCUCUCUCUCUCAAUAUCCUCUCCUCCUACACCUCUCCAUGCCAGAGUGGAGGCAUGGGCACUGGCCACAGGGUGUGAAACUGAUGUCUUGAUACAUGUUCAGGGUUUAUGUUUCCAACUGCACAAGGAUCCCCUCGCGUCAAGAAGCGCUUACCUGAAACGGGAGCUAACGGGCGUCGCCGAAUUAAACCUCUCCCCGCCGUUAAACAUAACGGCCGAAACGUUCACUCUCGUAAUCGACUUCUGUUACGGCACCGACCCGGUGAUAACGCCUUUCAACGUCGGGGCUCUGAGAACGGCGGCGUCGCUGCUGGAGAUGGCGGAGACGAACGGAGACGGUGUCGAGAACUUACAGCAGUUAGCGGAAACUUACUUCUGUAGUGCGGUGGCUGUGAACCGAGAGUACGCGUCGAUAAUUUUCCGAUCGUGCCUGCAACUGCUUCCAGAAGCAGAAGAAACGGCGUUACUUGUCAGUAGAUGUAUUGAGGCGCUGAGUUCGAUGGAAAACGGGGAUGCCUUCCUGAGCUCUGUUGACGACGUUAAGACGGUGGGAAUAGAGGAUUUUCAAGUAGUUGCCGAUUCAAUGCAUUGUCGGUUAACUCGGAGUCACGACAUCCUGUAUAAAAUUGUCGAUCUCUAUGUUAAGGAGCACAAUGAGAACAUGAGCGAGGAACAGAAAAAUCGAAUUUGCAAUGCAGUAAACUGCAACAAGCUGUCACCUGAGCUCCUCAUGCAUGUAGUGCAGAACCCUAGAAUGCCAUUGAGAUUUAUAAUCCGAGCCAUGUUGGUGGAGCAGUUCAACACCCGCUCCAUUUUCUCCACCACCGCCCAACAGCAACCGCCACCGCCACCGCCACCGCUACCUCAUCCCCGGCAUCACGUCAGAGGCGACCGUGGCUCCAUCACCCUCGGUGGAAUCCUGCAGCGAGAUGCAGCCCUUCGCCAGGUUGCCCAACUCAAAGACAUAAUGGGGGCCACAGUCACAAGAAUCAAAAGCUUGGAGGAAGAUCUCACGGCCAUGAAGAAGACUCUGGAAGAGUCUGAGAAGCAGGCGAAUGCAUUGGGCUCGGUCCGGUCCGCGAGUUUCCGUUUGAGCUCAACCAAUAAGAUAGAAAGAGGGGAAAGGGGAUCCAUUUCUUCUGCAAGCUUUAGGUUUAGACUCAAAGGGGAGACCACGGUGGAUGGAGUACUGUCUCCUCUAUCGGAAGGGCUCUUCAAUGAAACUCCAACUCCAAGAACUAAGAAGAAUCUCGGUGCAAGGCUGAUGAAGGGAUUAAAAAGCGCAUUUCGGGUAUCUACUAAUACUUCUGCAUCAAAAGGCAACGACAUUGAUGGUAAAACAUCAAGCGGGAUGGAUGGAGAUGGAGCAGGAGAUGAUGAAGAAGUUGGAAACGAACAAGUAAUUGUUAUGAAAGAGAGUCCACCUUCUCACAGGAGGAGCAGGUCCUUAGUGUAAAACACAGAUUUUCUAUAUGUAGGUGUGAUAAGUUGAUCUUA
This is a messenger RNA of Vitis riparia (riverbank grape), 1739 nucleotides long. Its product is annotated as BTB/POZ domain-containing protein At3g49900. The transcript has 4 exons. The record is from RefSeq and is a predicted model, not a curated record. Gene Ontology annotation, molecular function: protein binding. Bases 163 to 1698 code for a protein of 511 amino acids. NCBI's taxonomy places the organism in Eukaryota, Viridiplantae, Streptophyta, Magnoliopsida, Vitales, Vitaceae.